Messenger RNA from Strongylocentrotus purpuratus (purple sea urchin), 2134 nucleotides. It is a transcript of the gene pex5, whose product is annotated as peroxisomal targeting signal 1 receptor. The coding region runs from base 217 to 2097 and encodes 626 amino acids. NCBI's taxonomy places the organism in Eukaryota, Metazoa, Echinodermata, Echinoidea, Camarodonta, Strongylocentrotidae. The record is from RefSeq and is a predicted model, not a curated record. The transcript has 15 exons. Gene Ontology annotation, molecular function: protein binding. Gene Ontology annotation, biological process: protein import into peroxisome matrix, docking. Gene Ontology annotation, cellular component: peroxisomal membrane; cytosol.
GACAGCAGACUACAUAACAUUACCCCUUGCGCUGUCCUGAAAAGACCUUGGAUGUGUUACAUAAUUCGUCGGAAUAUUUCGAGGAAUAAUUGCUAUUUGAGAUGAAAAUUGUUCACCACAACUAGAUCAAAUGAUAUAGCAUUCAUCAUAUUUUGCUUUUUCAGAACUCGGGAGAAAAUCUGUUGCUAUGGCGAUGAGAGAUCUCGUGGAGGGGGAAUGUGGGACAGCCAACCCCUUGAUGCGUCUGACGUCUCAUUUCACUCAAGACAAGUCGCUGCACCAGGAGGGGCUACAACAUCUACCAAGACCUGGAGGGGUGGUGCAGGGGCGAGGCCCUUCCUUGAAGCCCCCGACCAUGAGUUGGUCAAUGAAUUCCUGUCCGAUCAGCAUCGUCAUGCUGGUCCACCUCAGACGUUCCGCAUGGAUGCACUCCUUCAAGAGAUGCAGGAGAUAGAAGGCAUGCAUCACAGGCAAGCCCUAGCCCAAGCCCCAGGAGUAGCAGACCUUGCCUCCAGGGCAGAUUGGGCAGCUGAUUUUCUUGAGGCGGAGCAGAGGAGGGCAGAGGAAAUCGUUGAUGACACUGACCUGAACUGGACAAAAGAUUUCCUAGACUCUCAGAGAGAAGCGGUGGGACCGGACAUUAUAGCCACAACAGAUACGAAAUGGGCAACAGAAUAUCUUGACCAGAGCGAUGAUAAACUAUGGACCGAAGAAUUCAACAACCAGACUGAAGAUGCAAGGUGGAUUGAUGACUUCAAAGGAGAGCAAGAAACGAAAGAUGAACUUGCACAAACAGCUACACAACUCCUGGGUUCCAUGGAUGACCCCAAGUUCCAGAGUUCAGAGUUUAUGAAAUUUAUCAAGAAGUUGAGUGAUGGUGACCUCACAGUAGAUGGGAAUGAGGUCCGAAAUAAAGACGGGUCAUCGGUCGAUGCAACUGCAGAAUCUUGGUCCUCAGAAUUUACAAACCAGCAGGAGUACACAGCAGAAGAGUGGGCACGGGAUUUCGACCAGGAGAAGACGAUGCCUGCCGACCAGGAAUUCUGGGAAAAAUUACAGAACGAGUGGGAGGAGAUGGGCCAGAAAGAGACCGGAGAUGCGCAUCCUUGGUUGGACGAGUUUAACGCCGCUCAAACCAGUGACCAGCCGUAUUCUUUUGAGAGUGAGAAUCACCUCUUCGAUCAUCCUUCCCCUUUCGAAGAAGGCCUCAAGAGAUUAAAAGAGGGUGACCUUUCCAACGCUGUCCUUCUCUUCGAAGCCGAAGUCCAGAAGAACCCAGAUCACAUGGAAGCAUGGCAAUAUCUUGGUACAACUCAAGCAGAAAAUGAGCAGGAACAAGCCGCAAUAUCCGCCCUAAGAAAAUGUUUAGAAUUAAGUCCAGUCAACUCUUCUGCCCUCAUGGCCCUGGCGGUCAGCUACACCAACGAGGCCAUGCAAAACAAAGCUCUAGAUGUGCUCAAACAAUGGCUCUCCUCAAAUUCAAAGUACUCAAGUCUCGUCAAUCCGGCGGGAGGUGGUCUGGAUGGUGCAACAGCCGCCAAUCAGGAGAUCUCAUCACCAAUGAUGUCAUUAUCACUGCACAAAAAUGUCCAAGACCUGUACAUAGAGGCAGCUAGAAUGGCACCGGAAUCUGUGGACGCUGACGUCCAGAACGGUUUAGGGGUUCUCUUCAAUCUUUCUCAGGAGUACGAUAAAGCUGUCGACUGCUUCAAGACUGCCCUCUCAGCCAGCCCGGAGGAUGCAUUGCUAUGGAAUCGCCUAGGAGCCACUCUUGCCAACAGCGGCCGGAGCGAGGAGGCUGUGGAUGCCUAUCACAGAUCGCUGGAGAUCUCCCCAGGGUUCGUCCGAUCAAGAUACAAUCUUGGCAUCAGCUGCGUCAACCUAGGAGCUCACAAGCAAGCAGUUGAGCACUUCCUUCAAGCCCUGAACCUCCAGCGUAGCGGUCAAGGCCCGCAGGGUCAGAAGUCUCAAAUGUCAGAGAAUAUCUGGAGUACCCUACGCAUGGCCAUUUCUCUCAUGGGGAAGGUCAAACUGUACGACGCUGCGGACAAACGUGACCUAGACCUACUCAACAAUGAGUUCAGCGUUUCAAAGUGACUGGAGCCACGCUCUUAUCAGCAGCCCUUUGCUCGAG